AUGGGGACUUUUAAAGGAAUAGAAGACGCUCCUUCGACCGAGUUACCGCCACAGCAUGGAGUUGAGGACAACGGCGCAGGUCGGGGAGAGGUCAUUGACCCCGUGAGCGGGGUCAAGAGAGGCCUCCAUACUCGGCAUCUCAGUAUGAUGGCAUUGGCUGGCAUCAUUGGGCCGGGGCUGCUGAUAGGAUCUGGCGGAGCAUUGUCCAGUGGCGGGCCAGCGUCGCUGAUCAUUGGAUUUGGAGUAAUUGGCAUCAUUGCAUUCAGUAUCAUGCAGUCACUCGGUGAACUCACGACUCUGUACCCCAGCGGCGGCGCCUUCAUCAAGCUUGCCGAUCGCAUGGUGGACAAGGCCUUUGGCGUGGCUGUCGGGUGGAAUUACUUUAUCAUUUGGAUUGCGGUGCUUGCAAACGAGUACAACACGCUUUCCAGCAUCUUCGUCUUCUGGAGCGACAAGGUGCCUCUCUGGGGAUACUUUUUGAUCUUCUGGUUCGUCUUCCUUGGCUUUCAACUCCUCGGUGUCCAGGCCUUUGGCGAAGCAGAAUUUUGGCUCGCAUUGCUCAAGCUCGCCGGCCUGACGGCCUACUUCAUCUUCGCCAUCGUCUAUGCAGCGGGCGGUCUCAAGGGUCAACAACAUGCCCUUGGUUUCCAAUACUGGCAUAAUCCAGGCGCCUUUGCUGGCCACGGUUUCAGGGGAGUAGCUACCGUCUUUGUCUUCUGCUCCACCUUCUACGCUGGCUGCGAGUCCGUCGCUAUUGCGGCUACUGAGACGAGAAACCCCAAGGUUGCUGUUCCUCGUGCGACCCGUCAAGUAUUCUGGCGCAUCAUCUUCGUCUACAUGGGCUCAGCGUUUUUCUUCGGUCUCACUUGCCCGGCGAAUGCCCCUGGCUUGGUGGGCGGCGCGAGUCGUGCUCUGAAAAGUCCCAUGACUAUCGCUAUUCAAAAUGCCGGAUGGGAAGGUGGCGUCAAUCUCAUCAACGCUUUCAUCCUCGCGACCUGUCUCUCUGCAACGAACAGCUCCAUCUAUAUCGGCUCUCGCACAAUCCUGUUCAUGGCGCAAGACGGCAAAGCCCCACGUUUCCUCGGCCGAACGGAUGCACGCGGUGUGCCCGUGUAUGCCAUCAUCUUCACCAAUCUUUUUGGUGCACUGUCCAUGAUGAACGUCAGCACCGGCGCCAGCAAGGCAUACGGCUACAUUAUCAGUCUUAGCGGCGUGUCGACCUUUCUCGUUUGGGGCUCAAUAUCGUUCAUCCACAUCCGCUUCCGCAGAGCUUGGGCCAAGCAAGGCCGCAAUGUUCAGGAUUUGCCGUUCAUAUCGAUGGGAUAUCCGGUGAUUGCGUACUUUGGCCUUGCAGCAAAUAUAUUCCUCGCUCUGGUUCAGGGCUGGACGACGCUCAGUCCCUUUGAUGCUGGCAAUUUUGUCGAUGCGUACAUUCUGCUCCCUCUUUUCCCCAUUAUUUAUUUUGCGUACAAAUUCUUCUUCCGCACAAGGUUUCAGCGUCUGUUGGAGAUCGAUUUGGAUACAGGCCGCCGCAAGGAUGUCGACCUCUCUGAAAGCGAUGAGGGCGGUGAUUCGGCGCAAGGCGGUGAUUUUGAGUCGCUUGGCGGUAAACACAAAGUACCGUUUUGGAAACGAUUUUUGCAAAAUUUUUAA
Xylona heveae TC161 is the source of this 1653-nucleotide messenger RNA. RefSeq lists its product as hypothetical. Gene Ontology annotation, molecular function: amino acid transmembrane transporter activity. Bases 1 to 1653 code for a protein of 550 amino acids. The transcript has a single exon. Gene Ontology annotation, cellular component: membrane. Gene Ontology annotation, biological process: amino acid transmembrane transport. Lineage: Eukaryota; Fungi; Ascomycota; Xylonomycetes; Xylonales; Xylonaceae. The record is from RefSeq and is a predicted model, not a curated record.